Messenger RNA from Sungouiella intermedia, 1257 nucleotides. The record is from the annotation of a GenBank genome assembly. Lineage: Eukaryota; Fungi; Ascomycota; Pichiomycetes; Serinales; Metschnikowiaceae.
AUGGAAUCAGUAUUUUUCAAUCUUCCUCCCGAGCUCCAGCAGCUCACACUCCAGUUUCUACCCCUGUGGGAUCUCGAUCGUCUUUUUGACCUCCAGGCAUUAUCGCAGCCAAAUGUCCCAGAUCCUUAUCUUAUCGUGAGACAUCAGGCGUUGGCUGCCAAAUAUAUGUGGAAAAGCAUCGUGGUCAGCAACGAUCCAGACCUUGCCACCAUUAGCUUGGACCAACUUGAUUACUUGAUGUUGCAUCGGAUUUAUAUCUCCCCUAAAGAUGUCACGCUUGCUGUAUUUGACUUCACAAAUUACGCAUCUUCGGUGGCCUUCAUGCACAAGCUUUUCACCACAUACUUGCCGGUAUUACAGAACUAUACACGGAAUUUUCGUAUUCGAUUGAUUCUAGUGGAAAACGUGCCUUUGGACAAUUCUUUUCUCCGUCUGUUGUUUGAGCCUCUCUGCUCUCCCCAGCUCAAUCUCAGCUGGUUCACUAUCAAGUACCUGCCUGGCUUCAGCAAGUUACAAAGGAACCACGAUAGCGAAACGAGCUUAAUGAAUCUUCUCACAAGUACCAACGAGAUCGCCAUCGAGAAUUUGGAGCUCCAUUUGUUUGACGCGUCCAAUUUAGUCCAGCAUUUGGUUGAUAGUAAUGGGUGCUUUCACUGUGAGAACUUACGCACAUUGGACCUCUCAUUCAACAAUUUGACGGAGUGGAAUCUUCGCAACCUCAAGUUUCCUUCUACCUUGGAACACUUGAAUCUCUCCAACAACCAGUUGCGUGGCUUGACCAACAGCUCAUUCCACCACCAGUCGUUAACCAACCUCAAGACGUUGGAUCUCUCCAACAACAAUCUCAUGCGGAUCGAGCUUCACAACUACCGAAAUGGACCCAACGGGCCCUACGUGUUGGAGUCCGUCAACUUGUCAGGGAAUAUUUUGUCCGAUUACAGUGGCAUGUUCCACAGUGACUUGUUCCUGAACCUCAAGGCUAUAGACUUGUCUCUCAAUUUGAUCCAGAAAGUGAGCAAAUUCCCUUCGUCGUUAGUCAGCAUCGAUUUAUCGGGAAACUAUUUGUCGUUGAGUUUUGAUUCUGUGAAUACGAUUUUUCCAGCCGGUCUUCGCAAGCUUUCUUUGGGUACCAAUGGGUCAUUGGCAACAUGUGGAGCGGAUUCGGCGAAGAUGAUGAUUCAGGCUGCUGGUUUGCAGAAUCUUCAGGAAUUGGAAUUAUGUGGUAGCAUGUACGAUACUAGGUAUGCACUUUAUUAG